This is a messenger RNA of Symbiodinium necroappetens, 4838 nucleotides long. The record is from the annotation of a GenBank genome assembly. NCBI's taxonomy places the organism in Eukaryota, Dinophyceae, Suessiales, Symbiodiniaceae.
AUGGACUUUGGCACGCUUACCUCUUUUGAGACCGGCUCCGUCGAGCUGCUGGAGUUCUCUUGGCCGCCGGCGGCCGAGGACCAAGCCCCCCAAGUAUGCCUCGCCUAUGUUAUCAUGAAACGGCCUUCUGGAUUUUUGCUGUGUGUUCCGGAUGGCUUCCUGUCACAGACAGAGUUGGAGCAAGGGCAGCAGGCUGGGGAGGAGGGACCUGUGCCGGCCCUGAUCGUGGACCUGGCGGCUCAUUUAGCCGACCAGCUGAGCCCUGCCGACAUGAGUGCGGACGACCUCGUCUGUUUCCGCCCUGCCUCCCCUUCCGUUUUCCCCCUGGCCUCGGAGGUGCUCAGGCAGGCCAAAGAAUGGCUUCAGACCGAUGGCACCUUGCCUGCGGACAGAUCGGGCUAUCACACUGCGGUUCCACCCAACCGGGCCAAGACUGCAAAACCGAAGAGGCCCACUAUGGCCCAGCUGGCGACCCAGCAGGCGAAGGUGAUGGAGGUGGUGGCAGCAGUGGUCGACCGCCUCGAUUCGAUCGUGGCCCAAGGGGGCAAGGCACCUUCUCCAGAACCGGUGCCCUCUCCGCAGCCCGCUUUGCCUCACCCUGUCUUGGGUCAGCCUCUCGCUCAAGCUGUGUUGCCGCCCUUCCAGUCGGUUCCCAAGAAUCUCGCUGCUACUUUGGGCCCUCCCCCUCAUACCCGGCAGAUGCCUCCCGCAGCACCCGAGCAAGUGGAUCUGGAGGAGAAGGGGCAGCAAGGCCUACAAACAGGCGAGCUUCAAGGGGCCGGCCAGGAUGCAUCUCUCGCCUCCGCCGUCCUGGCCCAGUCUCAGGCCUUGGUGGCCCUCGUGACGCAGCUGUCGGGAUCAGCGGACCCGCUCCUGGAGGUGAGUUUUCUCAGGUACCUGGAGCGCCACGGAGGUUACUCUGCUCAGCCUCUUUUAGGCCUGGUGGCCUGGCAGGUGGCACAAGCAUUGGAUUUGAUGGCUAUAGGUGCCACGGAUGGGGCGAAGGACUGUCUCAGCCUUCUCCUUCUGAUGCUGGACCAGACCGCCCACGAUCGGGGAAACAGCUCCCUGGGCUGGCUCCUUACCUUGCAGGCGGACCCGCCUUCGAAUCUUUUUGCUGCCCAGACGCCGGUGCCGGGGUCCAACCUGCAAUCCUUCAGCCCGCUCGCCGAGCAGCGAUGGAUUACCACGGCCUUGGCUUACGCCAAGGAACUGGAGACGAUCGCGUCCAGAAUCACCGAGAGCCAGCCAAAGCAAGGACCGCCAAAGCCGCCCGCAAAGCCUCCAGCCCCGCUGCUGGUGUCGACCUCCGUGGAGGAAGCCCCGUUGUCAAAGAAGCAGCUCAGAGCUGCCCAGUGGGCCGCCCGCAAGGCACCUGAAGUCCCUGCUCGCCCCUCUCCGGAUGGCUGCGGCCCCGACAAUGAUCGGGCCGACGUGUUCCCGUUGCAAGGGCAGGUCUUUAGCGAGGCUGGCAACACCCAGCUCAGCAGGAGUGCCCGGGCGACUUUUCGUGAUGAUGUCGCCCGAUGUACGUCCCUGUCUCCGAUCCAGGCCCAGGUCUAUGCUAGGCUCUCUGAAGUGGUUGUUUUUCUGCAUGACCAAGGUUUCGAGGCGAGUGGCUACCCUGCCUCUGCUGUGCCCCCUGCUGGUUUUGUGCCACAUGCCACGGGAGGCCCUGAGGCCUUGAAUCCCUAUCGCAACAUCCUGGCCGACCAGGUUGUGCUCCACGGCCGGGGCUCCUGGAACCUUGCGGCCCACCUGGGGCCAGACCUUUAUCUUCCUUAUGUGGAGCCCGACUGUUUUCGCUUCCCGGGUACCGGUGGGCCCUGUGCCACCUUCCAGGGCGAGAGCAAGGCAGAGCUCUUCAAGAUGGUGCUCCUUUGGGACGCCCGGGGUCUUCUCGGCCUGACCGCCGGGCCCUUGCCGGACAGGCUGCUCACCAGGGUUUUCGGAGCCUACAAGGCGCCAGGCAAGCAGAGACAAAUUGGGGACCGCCGUGGGCAGAACAGCUGGGAGUCACGACUAGUUGGUCCGUCCAAGUGGCUGCCGACGGGGCCCCUCCUCUGCCGAAUCCACGUGCCAUUGGGCUGCUGCCUGGUCGGUUCCGUGACAGACAGGAGAGACUUUUAUACGCAGGCUUCUAUAAGCCCCCAGCGCGCCAGCACCAACAUCGUCGGCCCUGCUCUCCCUCUUGAGUGGUUUGCCGGUACAGCUGCUGAGGCCAGGUUUCGUCAGAGGCCCAAGGACCACUGCACCGACCCAGCCUUGUAUGCCGAUCAGAUUGAUUUUCGGCGUCCCUCGCUUCUUGCCUCGGGUCGCCGUCUUGUCCACCCUACCUUCCAUGCCCUGUUUCAGGGCGAUGCUGGGGGGGUCGAGUUUGCAACAGCGGGCCACCAAGGUUUGCUGGAAAGUUCCGGGUGCCUUUUAGGACCGGGGCGGCUUCAAGCCUCCCACCCCGUCUCCGCGACAGGUCCAUGGCAAGGAUUGAUCAUCGAUGAUUUCUUUGCUCUGGCUGUACAACCGGGCUCCUUUCGAUCGGGGUCGCCUUCGCCCUCCUCUGCUCUGGUUGAUUUGGCUAAGGCCGGCUAUGCUCGAGAGUCCGUCUUGGGGUCAGAUGAUAAGGACGUCCGAGACCAGCGCCACUUUAAGGUGGCAGGGGCUGAGAUCGACGCUUCAGAGCCCACGGUAGCCGCCGGCAUGACCCUGUGCGGCUACCCGGUUGUCAAACGCAUGGCCCUCGCAGCGGCCUCGGUCCGUGCUGCCCAGUGCCCUGCUCUGAGCGAGGAACUUGUGUCGACCGAGGCUGCCUCCAGCUCUCCCGGUUCAGACCUUAAGCCCCUGUCGCGAGCCACUGCCUCUGAGCUGCAGCUUCUGGCCGUCCUGGCACCGGUCGCCGUCUCGAACCUUGCCGCCGAGCCCUCGCCGCAGGUCUUUGCUUCGGACGCUUCCAUGGAAAAGGGUGCUGUCUGCUCCACCAAGGUCGCCCCGGAGGUUGCUUUGCAAAUGUGGUUGGCCUCCGAUUUUAAAGGGGCUGCUGUCAGGUUCGACUUUCUUGAUGUGGGUGAGCCCUCGCCACUCCGCGGUGAAGCAAAGGUCGUGCCAUUACUGCCUCGCUUCGUUCCGAGAGGCUUCGGUCCCGUCGCCAAGGCAAACAGAGUAGCCUCUACCUGCUUUACGGUCCUUCUGGCUGCUGCCCGUUUUCGCGAGGAAGUCGUUGAGGCGAAGAGGGUGGGCUCCCCCGAGGUUGCAGAUGGGAGGGUCUUGUCCUGCGGCCUCCCACCGGUGCGCCCGAACGCCGCUCCCGCCGAAGCUCCUCGCACGCCAGGCUUCGAGAGCAUUCUCGUCAAUGACCUUCUUCAGGUUGCUCGCAAGGCCACCGCCCUAGGGGGUGAUCGCAAGGUUGUGUUGCUGCUGGACUCGGCCGUUGGCAGGGGUGCAAUUGCCAAGGGCAGGUCCUCCUCGCGUUUGCUCAGGCCCGCUCUGCUCAAGAUGUCGGCCACGCUGGUUGCUGGUGGCAUCUACUUAGGUAUGAGCCACGCCCCUACCCGCCUGAACGUCGCGGACGACCCGUCCCGAGACGUGCCUCUCCGCCCUCCGGCCGGCCAGUGCCUCUGCGAGGUUCUCCUCGGGGCCGACCUCGUCCUUGCCUCGGGUUGCGUUGGCCAUUCUGCUCAAACCGCGGGGUGGCUCAGGCUCUCCCUCCUCCUCUCCCUUAGGCACGACAAGGACAAACAGCGCCAGAGGCAGCGAGCUGCUACCCCCUUGCCUGAAGGCCGACCGGUCCUGCAGAGGACCGCCCAGAACAGGAACAGUUUGCUGGCUAGCUUCGAGGCCUGGCUUCAGAAAGCCGGGCACGCCGCUAAAGCCUACUACGAGUGGCCAGCCGAAGAAGUUGCACGAGCCCUCGCCCGCUACGGCCGCGAACUCUUCGACGCUGGUUUGCCCUACUGGCACCUGUCUGAGACGAUCAAUGCAGUAUCCUCAAAAAGGCCAGCUAUACGGCGCCAACUGCAGGGGGCCUGGGACGUUGCUUUUGCGUGGAUGGCCCUGGAACCUCACACGCAUCAUGUGGCUAUGCCGGCGGUAGUCCUGCUGGCGGUCUUAGCCGUGAGCCUCUUGUGGGGAUGGAAGCAGGAGGCGGGCCUUUUCGGCUUAGCCUGGGGUGCCCUCCUUCGGAUCGGCGAGGCCACCGGAGCGCUUCGCGAAGCCCUCGUACUUCCGAGGGAUGUCCUUUACACCCAGGCCUUUGCCCUGCUCAAGAUCGAGGAGCCUAAAACACGCUUUAAGGUCGCGAGACACCAAGCGGCGAAACUGGAAGCAGCCGACCUCGUCGCCCUCGUUGACAUGGCCUUCGGCAAGCUCCCCAAGGGCUCCAAGUUGUGGCCGUACUCGGCCCAGACGCUUCGCAGGAGGCUGGAUGCGAUACUGGAAGCUUUAUGGAUCCCUACCAGCAGGACGUCCAGGCGUCCUCUGGACUUGGGCUCUUUCAGGCCAGGAGGAGCCACAUACCUCCUCCAAUCCACGGAGGACUCGGAGUUGGUGAGGAGGAGAGGAAGAUGGGUUUCGCAAAAGGUCAUGGAAGUUUAUCUUCAAGAAGUUGCUGCAUCAACUUUUUACCCGAGCCUGGCAGAUGCGACAGAACGAAGAGUUAUGGAUGCAGCUGUUGCUUUUCCUUCGCUUCUGCAGCAGGCUAUCCGGUGGACGCAGGGAAACAUUCCCGCCGGAUCGUGGUAUUACCUUUGGAGCUUACAAAGCGUCGCCGCUCGCACGGGUGACCGGUGGGCACAUGGGAGGAAUGGGUCUGCAUACGCACCGGGCUCUGUGGCCAAGACUUUGCG